Molecule: messenger RNA, 689 nt
Organism: Opisthorchis viverrini
Lineage: Eukaryota; Metazoa; Platyhelminthes; Trematoda; Opisthorchiida; Opisthorchiidae
Exons: 4
Coding region: 24-689 (221 amino acids)
Biological process (GO): dUTP catabolic process; dUMP biosynthetic process
Molecular function (GO): dUTP diphosphatase activity; magnesium ion binding
Source: RefSeq, a predicted model, not a curated record
GAGAUGUCAUACUGUCGGUAGUGAUGGUGAUCGUGAAUACCUUAUUGGAAACACUAAUUCUCAUUUCUUUUUUAGCGAUGGCAGACGUUAUGUUGGCCGAAAAGCGACCUAAGAUCACCAAUGGACUCACCCACCCACAUGCUGUAUUGAAGUUUGUUAAGCUAUCGGAACAUGCAACCACUCCCACAAGAGGGUCUCCACUAGCUGCUGGUUAUGACCUCUAUGCUGCACACGAUACUGUACUUCCUGCCAAAGAUAGAGGAUUGGUGAAGACAGACAUUCAGAUUGCACUUCCUGAUGGUUGUUACGGUCGGGUAGCUCCCCGUAGUGGCCUGGCUCUCAAGCACGGCAUCGAUGUUGGUGCUGGUGUGGUCGAUCAAGACUAUCGUGGUAAUGUUGGAGUUGUCCUGUUCAAUUUCGGCAACGAGGACUUUCAGGAGACUGUGUUCGUCGGACCUCUACCCAUGGACCAACCUGGUGAGCAUCGUGCGGACACUCCCCAGUAUAGCUCAAUGGGUCGACGAGGUACACAAACCGCCGCACCAAGGUGCCACGGAGCUCCUCCUUCGGAUGGCCCCCCAUCCGCACUGUUCGAAGAUUGGGAAGAAGUCCUUAGUCGGACGAUGUCUGAUCUGUUCGUCUGUAUUUGGAAAAAGACGGUUCCAAACGCUGUAGAGAGCUCACGAUAG